GCCAAAACAAUCGCCAGUCCGGCCCCGCCAUCAUCUUGACAGUUGACACGCGUUGUUCGACGAAAACGAGGGAAAGCAACGGAAAGCAACGAAUUGGCCCAGAAUUGCCCUGCUGCAACUAGCAUGGAAAGCGGGGGGCCGCAAGUGCCGCCAGAGGAGGCCGCACAGCAGCAAUAGCGAAGCGCAACAUAGCUUGUAGCCAGUUACGGCUCCAAGCAGCAAAAAGAACCUAAUCGAUUUCGCCAAUCGAACCCUCCCUUCCCACUGCGUAUUAGUAUGCCGCCCCGUCGUUCCCAUAGAAAGUCCAGGGCCGGCUGCCGGCGGUGCAAGUCGCGCAAGAUCAAGUGCGAUGAAGUUCAUCCGCGAUGUGGCAACUGCGUCAAGCACGGCGUUGCAUGCGACUUUGAGCAUCCCGAAGUUCUGACAGAGCUUCAAGCUGCCUCUGUUACCGCCACAGCCGAGAGUCCCUGUACGCCUGCCACGACGGUUCAUUUCGGGUCACCCGUCCCCAGCGCCUCGGCUACCCCCUCUCGUUCUUCUCUCGCUGCCGCACCAUUGUGCCGCACGCCCCAACCCCCGAGCAUGUCCCCGACGACACCGCCGGGCCAACGGCUACUCGAACUGAGGUUGAUGCACCAUUACACGGCCAUGACGUGCAAGACGUUCACUUUCACUGCCCCCCUGACCGAGGAGAUUUGGAAGAUCACGGUGCCGAACCUUGCCUUCUCCGGGUCCCAGCACCUAGCCGACGCCAUUCUCGCAGUUGCCGCGCUGCACCUUCGAAGCAUGGUGCCAAACGACAAGGAGCUGGUACGCGCCUCGCAUGCAUACAUGGCCGCUUCGCUCGCCGAGUACAGCGCAGCCCUCACAAAGGGCAUCAACCACACCAACGCCGAGUCCCUUUUCCUGACUUCGGCUUUGAUUGCCUUCCAAUCCACCGCAACUCGCGUCUUUAUGAAGGACGAGCUCGAUGUUGGCCUAGGACACGAUAUCGACGGAAAUUCCAAUAAGCAGCGGAGCCAGGGGCCCGGGUGCUACUCCAUUCCCUUCUCCUGGUUCCAUUCCUUCCAGGGUGUCAAAGCCAUCACGGCAGCAUCGUGGCAAUAUCUCCGGGUCAGCCCGGUGGUGACUCAAGUCAUCAAUUCGCAAACCGCUCUGCAGCUGGACUUUACCACUGGGCCCGAUACCUUCUUUGGGCACCUCCUCGAUGGCCUUGAGGAGGAGCUCGCCGCCUUAGGGACCGAACCCGCCGGCGCUCCUGGCACACCCCUAGGCGGCAUCCCCUCGGCAGAGGUAGCAUCACGCUCUGCCACUGACGCAGACCCAAAACCUUCCCAUUCCGAACUCGUCGCCUCCACCCGGCAAGCAUACCAACACGCCGUCGCCGUCCUCAAUUGGGCGCACAAGAUCCCCCACAAGGGCGCCCCGCUGGCCUUCCCCGCGACCGUGUCGCGGCGGUACAUUGAGCUGCUCGAGGAACGGCGGCCGCGGGCGCUGGCGAUCCUGGCUUGCUUCUUCGCGCUGCUCAAGUCGAUGGACGGCGUGUGGUGGCUGCAGGGCAUGGCGCGGCGCGAGGUGCUGGGCGUGGUGAGCCUGUUCAACAGCGACUUCUUUGGGCCCGACGCCUACCGCACCUGGUGGCCCCACCUGGAGUGGGCCAUGCGCAUCGCACUGUACGAGUAUGAGCGCGACGAUGAUGGCGCCGCCGUCGCUGCCAUCCCCCCGGAGAUCUGGGGCGCCGACUGGUAUGCCGAGGAACGCGCCCUCGCCGAGGUCCAGGAGCAUGGGAGCUACUUCAAGCAUAUUGAAAUGCUUAGCCAGAUGGGCGGCUCUAUGCAGAGCAUACCCCCGCUUACCAUGCCCGAGCGCGCGGUUAUGGCUGGGCAGAGGUGAGGGCGGUGGGGAGAUAUGGGAUUGGACAAGGAGGCAGAGAACUGAGAAACUUGCUAGACUGAACUGUCUAGAAGCAUUCUAGCUACUGGGGAUCUUGGGCGCCGAGGUUCAGGUUCGUUAUGCCUCCUUGCGCUACUUUCUGGGGCCGCCUUAGUACUGACGCUGUACAACCCAGGCAAGCGUGAUAAAGCUGAGUGGAGGAGGGAUGCAGACUCAAGGACACGUGCUUAACAAAGCCGUUGACAGGUCCCUGCCAACUUGGUCUAAUGCAAGCCAGGACACGUUUUAGGGGGUCAAGAGACUCGGCAGGCGAAUCGCCGCCGACAGUAUCUGAGCGGCGCAAAACGGC
Canariomyces notabilis is the source of this 2242-nucleotide messenger RNA. RefSeq lists its product as uncharacterized. Bases 277 to 1893 code for a protein of 538 amino acids. Gene Ontology annotation, molecular function: zinc ion binding; DNA-binding transcription factor activity, RNA polymerase II-specific. The record is from RefSeq and is a predicted model, not a curated record. Lineage: Eukaryota; Fungi; Ascomycota; Sordariomycetes; Sordariales; Chaetomiaceae. The transcript has 2 exons. Gene Ontology annotation, biological process: regulation of transcription by RNA polymerase II.